UUACUGGGUGUCACAAAUGGUUGAGUGCUCAACUACUAGCUGAAAAGUUGACAGUUGGAACCUACCCAUGGGCACAUUGGAAGACAGGACUGACAACUUGCUUCCAAAAAGUCAGCCUUGAAAACCCUAAGGUGCAGUUUCACUCUGCACAAAUGGGGUUGCCAUGAGUCAGGAUUGACUUGACAGCAGGCAUCUAACAAUAAUAACAACACACUGAGUUCAGUGGAAGAACGUAAUGAAAAAUAUUUUUGGUUUCCCAGUGAUUCAUGAAUCCUCAUAUGUCUCUUAGAGCGACUGUUAAGGAAUGAGUCACUCAACAUGCUUGAGUGGAAUUGUCACUUAAACUAGAUUACAUCUGUCUUGAGAAAACUCCUAUGUUCUUACUACGAACUAAUAAGUCUGUUAGCUACGACUUUACAUUUAAAAAUCACAUCAAGCUUAAAAAUAAGACUCAUUUUCCCUAGUCUACAAAUGAGAAAAUCAAUGCCAGGAGAAAAAAUUUUUUUCCAUACUUAGACAAUUUUUAGGUGUUGUGAUCUAGGCAUGAAGUCCUUUAUAUUUCCAUUAUACAAUCCUGGCCAUUGUUCACAUGCUGUAUUCUCCACAGUGAAUUUAUUCAUGAUGGCAUGGGAGAAUCAGACCUUCAAGUCUGACUUCAUCCUUCUGGGAAUCUUCAAUCACAGCCCCACCCACACCUUCCUUUUCUCUCUGGUCCUGGGCAUUUUCACAGUGGCCUUCAUGGGAAAUACCGCCAUGGUUUUCCUGAUCUACUUGGACUCCCAUCUCCACACCCCCAUGUACUUCCUCCUCAGCCAGCUCUCUCUCAUGGACCUCAUGGUUAUCUGUGCUACAGUACCUAAGAUGGCCCUCAACUACUUGUCUGGCAGGAAAUCCAUCUCUGUGUCAGGUUGUGGAACCCAGAUAUUUUUCUAUGCGUCUCUGCUUGGGGCUGAAUGUUUCCUGUUGGCUGUCAUGGCCUAUGACCGCUAUGUUGCCAUUUGUCAUCCAUUAAGAUACCCAAUUCUCAUGAGCCAGAAAAUCUGUGGCCUCAUGGCUGCCUCUUCCUGGAUUCUUGGCUCUUUUGAUGGUAUAAUUGACGUUGCAGUUGUCUUGUCCUUCUCAUAUUGUGGUGCUCGGAAAAUACCCCACUUCUUCUGUGAUGUUCCUGCCCUUCUCACUCUUUCAUGCACUGACACCUCAACAUUUGAAAGGAUGAUAUUUAUCUGCUGUGUAAUCAUGCUUCUCUUCCCUGUAGCAGUCAUCAUUGCUUCCUAUACUCGUGUCCUUCUGGCUGUGAUUAGCAUGGAAUCUGGUGAGGGUCGCCGCAAGGCUUUCACUACAUGUUCCUCCCACCUCAUGGUGGUGGGGAUGUACUAUGGAGCAGCCAUGUUCAUAUACAUGCGGUCCACUUCUGAUCAUUCCCCAACUCAGGACAAGAUGGUAUCAGCCUUCUAUACCAUUCUCACUCCUAUGUUGAACCCCCUCAUUUAUAGCCUCCGCAACAAAGAAGUGACCAGAGCAUUCAUGAAGGUAUUACGGAAGGGCAAGUCUGGACAGUAAGUUGCUUAAUUAUUCAUGCCUAAAUUUAUGAUUCAACUAAUACAAUUUAGUACACAAUAUUUACCUGUCUUUGUAAUAAAAGAUUUAUAGGCAGACACGCAAUUUAGAAUCUAAUAAUCGUUUGCAUACUAGUUUAUUCGUAUAUUUCAUAUUUUUAUGGCAA
Molecule: messenger RNA, 1723 nt
Organism: Loxodonta africana (African savanna elephant)
Lineage: Eukaryota; Metazoa; Chordata; Mammalia; Proboscidea; Elephantidae
Product: olfactory receptor 2M3-like
Exons: 1
Coding region: 544-1560 (338 amino acids)
Biological process (GO): G protein-coupled receptor signaling pathway; detection of chemical stimulus involved in sensory perception of smell
Cellular component (GO): plasma membrane
Molecular function (GO): olfactory receptor activity; G protein-coupled receptor activity
Source: RefSeq, a predicted model, not a curated record